Messenger RNA from Zea mays, 1604 nucleotides. Its product is annotated as WRKY DNA-binding transcription factor 70-like. NCBI's taxonomy places the organism in Eukaryota, Viridiplantae, Streptophyta, Magnoliopsida, Poales, Poaceae. The record is from RefSeq and is a predicted model, not a curated record. Gene Ontology annotation, biological process: regulation of DNA-templated transcription. The transcript has 3 exons. The coding region runs from base 350 to 1390 and encodes 346 amino acids. Gene Ontology annotation, molecular function: sequence-specific DNA binding; DNA-binding transcription factor activity.
UACGACUCCAGAAUCUAACCAUGCAUGAUCUAGCUCUUCCAAAUCACCAGUACAUGCAUGCAUACUAGCUAGUAACAGUGUCGACAGCAGAUUAUAUAUAUUAAUGUUUCUACAAGUUGGUCCAUUAACUAUGGUGCCACCUGGCCAUGACAUUUCUUCCAUCCCCGCGUAUAAGUAGAGAGGAUUAGGCCGGAGCAGCCGUACCUUAUCGUCGCCAUAGCCAGCCAGAUCAUUUGCUUUGCUUUGGUCGUUCCUUCGUUCUCUGACAGCAAGCGGAGGUGCCUGUGCAAAGAGCAAGCAGCGAGCUAAGCUAAGUUCUUCAGAUACAAGAGCUAGCAAGUUAGCAGAGAUGAAGCACCAGCAAAGCACGCGUCUUCUUCUCCCUCAAGCUGCUGCGGCUCCAGCAGAUCACCCCUCUCCCGCCUGCUGCAACCGGCGGUCGGCGACGGAGGAGAUCGCCCGGGGCCAGUCCCUGGUGACGCAGCUGCGGGCGAUCGUGCUCCCCGCGCUGCAGGCCGACCAGCGCGCCGAGCUCGUCGCCCACAUGUUCCAGAGCGUAUUGGAUUGCUCCAGCAAGGCCAUGGCCGAGCUGCAGCUCCAUCAUCAUCAUCGUCGGUCCCCAACCCCAAGUGCUCGACGACCUCGUGACGAUGAUGGUGAUGGGCUGCAGGUGGAUGACAAGAAGAGGGUCAAGAGGAUUUCCUCUGUCGUCGGCUGCAAGGAGGAGGAGGAGGAGGGUGUUGCUGGUGCUGCUGCUGCUGCUAAUAACCCCCGUCGGCAUCAGCACAAGAGAAGCAGGAGGCUCGAUGACUCGGCCGUGUCGCUUGAAACACCAGUGCCGCACUACGACGGCCGCCAGUGGAGGAAGUACGGGCAGAAGCACAUCAACAACACCAAACACUCGAGGAGCUACUACAGAUGCACCUACAGGCAGGAACAAGGCUGCAAGGCAACGAAGACGGUGCAGCAGCAAGACGACGACAGCAGCAACAGCAGCAGCAGCAGCGGCACCGCCGCCCUCAUGUACACGGUAGUCUACUACGGCCAGCAUAGCUGUAACAGCAAUAAGGACCAUAACGACGAUGGCGGCGGCGCUAAUUCGAGCCGGCCUGUCGACGAUGAUGACUCUGAAACAAUAAAAACCAGAAGCAGCAGCGACAGCCAGUCCAGCAGCAGCAUGUCGAGCAUCACCUGCUGUGCGGAUGCUCGUGGUGGCGGCCAUCAGAUCAUCGAUCAGGCAUUCCUGCCACAUGACAGUAAACCCAUCGUCGACGACGACGAGUCUGCGGAAGAAGAGCUGGACAUGCGUGAGCCGUUCGACGUCGCUGCGUUUGCACCGAUGGAUUUCGAUAGCUGGGAGCUGGAUGCGCUCCUCAGAUUUGGAGCCUGACGAUCGACUCGGACUCGGAUACCAAUGGAAAGCUAGCUAGCUAGCGACAAUUAGUAUGGUAAUAAUUUGAUUUGUUUUGAAGGGAGGGCAUUGUGUAAUAAGGUAUUGCGAUGAUAUCAGAUUAUCAGGAGCUGUCGUCGAGGGCUGAAAAAUAUCAUUUGCACAAUGUACAAUUCUAAGUAUAUAUAUAUAGCGUCAAGUUUUGUGUCCUGUA